AGCGCCUCAAAAUCAGGGAGUUUUUCAUCUGGCCAGAAGCCUCUUCAUCACUUCCUGAUGAGAAACGCAGGAGACCUAACAACAGCCCUUUUAAAAACAACAUCCCCAAUUCCACUAACUCGUUAAACAGAGAGAGCCUGAAAAGUGCCAACACUCCUAUGAGAAAAGACGGGAGAGAGAGAGAGAGAGAGGGAGGAAAGAAAAAGCAGGUUAUUUAUAACACCAGGCUGCGUUAGGGUCUCUUCAGUCUGCAAACUGUCUGCUGCUAGGAGGUCACUCCCAAAAAACCUGCACAGCCCGUGACCUGCAAGCACAGUGUUUGAUCUGGGAUCUAGGGCGGGCACCAGCCCUUGCACGCUGGGAGACGCACUCACAUGCUGCUUGACACACGGGAGAUCCUAGAGCAGCACAGCAAGGCUUUGGAAAGGAGGCUCUCCACUUGGUCCCUCCAGCUCCAGCACCAUGCAUUGGGCCACCAUCCUGCUCGUUGCUGGGUUCUGCGGAGUCUCCCUGGGCCAGUACAAUGAGGAGGAGGACCUGGCAUGGCUGCAGUACUACAUGCGGCAGUCCCGGAUGUCCUCCUACAACUACAUGCCCUACUACGAGGAUGAGAACAGCCCCUACGUUUACUCCUACCUUCCGGCCCCAGACACUGAGGCAGAACCCAUCCCUGAAGCUCAGCAGGCCUCAUCCUGGCAAUGCCCCCAGGAAUGUGACUGUCCCCCCAACUUCUCUUCAGCCAUGUACUGUGACACACGCAACCUGAGGUAUCUGCCCUUUGUUCCCACCCGGAUGAAGUACGUCUACUUCCAGAACAACCAAAUCACCGCUAUCCAGGAAGGAGCUUUCGACAACGCCACCGAGCUGGAGUGGCUCGCACUGCACAACAACCAGAUCAGCAGCGAGAAGAUGGGCAAGAGGGUCUUUGCCAAGCUCAAAAACCUGGAGCGGCUGUACAUGAACAACAACAACCUGACCAAGAUGCCCAGCCCCUUGCCCCGGUCCCUGAGGGAGCUCCACUUGUCUUACAACCAGAUCUCCAAGGUCCCCUCCAAUGCUCUGGAGGGUCUGGAGAACCUCACAGCCCUGUACCUCAGCCACAACUACAUUUUUGAGAUGGGAGCGUCCCUCAAAGGGCUCAAGUCCUUGAUCCUUGCUGAUCUGAGCUACAACCACCUCAGGAAAGUCCCUGAUGGGCUCCCAAUGAAUCUGGAACAGCUCUACCUAGAGUACAACUACAUCAACACCAUCCCUGAAGACUAUUUCAAGGUGUCUCCCAAGCUGCUCUACGUAAGGAUGUCCCACAACGUCCUGACAAACCAAGGGCUCUCUACCAACACUUUCAACAGCAGCAGCAUCCUCGAGCUGGAUCUCUCCUACAACCGGCUCCAGAAGAUCCCCCGGGUCAGCACCAAUCUGGAGAACCUCUACCUUCAAGGGAACCAAAUAAAUGAAUUCUCCAUCAGCAGUUUCUGCACUGUCGUGGAUGUCAUGAACUACUCCCGGCUCCAGGUGCUGCGGUUGGAUGGGAAUGAGAUCAAGCGCAAUGCAAUGCCCCCCGAUGCCCCACUGUGCCUGCGGCGUGCCACCGUCAUUGAGAUCUAGCCUGCUGCCAGCCCCGCUCCUCAGGACUCUACUCCCUCCCUCCCAGGGGGAUACUCACUCCCAUUUUAAUGCAGCUUGACAGUUUGACUUGGCUUCUGCAAUAGUGCAAUAAUGGUGCUCCAAUGCCAGCCCACACAGGGGAGCUCAGCCCUAAAUCCCCCCCGGCUCUCCAGCCUCACAGAUCCCAUGUAGCCAUGCCCUGGUCCAUGUAGGAGGCAGUGGGGAAGGACGAGAGCUCAUCCCAUCUCCAAAACAUGGCGCUUAAGGAGAGGAGCUUAAGGGGAGAAGCCCCACAGCAGGUGGGGUUUCAAACCAGAUGGGACCCACCUGGGUUUAACAGGGGAGGGUUUCACUGCUCCCAGAAUCCUGGUGCCUGGCCCCUGUGCUCACCUGCACUGCAGGAUCUGCCCUGUCCCUCCCACCCCUCCACUUGCUGGCACAGCUCUGGGCUUCCCACCCAGGGAACUGGGCUCCCCCAUUAAGAAUAAACGAUGCAGCAGUAAUAUCUGCAUGGGCAGCACAUCUUGAUUUACUGAGAGCCAAAACACCCACUUGGUUCCUUGGACAGGCUUACUGAGAACCAGAGGGGCAGCUGAGCUUUGAAGAUGACCUGCAAAGCCAAAGUCAUCCAGACUCUCCGCAUUUAAACUGCAUGCUAACACUAUAGAAACAAAAACCUAAAAAAGCCUGCACUAUCACCGGCGCAUGAACUGUAGAUGUCAUUCCGACGAAUAAAGCCCUUUUUGUAACUGCA
This is a messenger RNA of Coturnix japonica (Japanese quail), 2359 nucleotides long. It is a transcript of the gene FMOD, whose product is annotated as fibromodulin. The record is from RefSeq and is a predicted model, not a curated record. NCBI's taxonomy places the organism in Eukaryota, Metazoa, Chordata, Aves, Galliformes, Phasianidae. Gene Ontology annotation, molecular function: protein binding.